Molecule: messenger RNA, 1125 nt
Organism: Iphiclides podalirius (scarce swallowtail)
Lineage: Eukaryota; Metazoa; Arthropoda; Insecta; Lepidoptera; Papilionidae
Source: the annotation of a GenBank genome assembly
AUGUCUCAAUUUACCGACAAGGAAAAUCUUUACAAUGGAAUUAACAACGUUCAUAUUAAGUCCCCAGUUAAAAACGUUUUGGCUGCCCGCAACGGAAAUGUAACUGAGGACAAAAUGGAUGUUGAAAAAGAAGUAACAAAAGUAGCUACUUUUGAUCCACAAUUAGAGCCACUACUGCGAGAGAACCCUCGUCGUUUUGUUAUAUUUCCCAUUCAAUAUCCAGACAUCUGGCAAAUGUAUAAAAAGGCUGAAGCCUCAUUUUGGACAGUGGAAGAAGUAGAUUUGUCUAAGGAUUUAUCUGAUUGGGAAAAUUUAAAAGAUUGCGAGAAACAUUUCAUCAAACACGUCCUAGCAUUUUUUGCUGCCUCGGAUGGAAUAGUUAACGAAAAUCUAGUUGAACGUUUUUCGCAAGAAGUUCAAGUUACUGAGGCAAGAUGCUUUUAUGGAUUUCAAAUUGCAAUGGAGAAUGUGCACUCAGAAAUGUAUUCAUUGCUAAUUGACACAUACAUCAGAGACCCCAAAGAGAGAGAUUUCUUGUUCAAUGCAAUAGAGACUUUGCCCUGCAUAAAAAAGAAGGCUGACUGGGCUCUGCAGUGGAUUGCUAGCAAGUCUGCUACAUUUGGUGAGAGGAUAGUAGCAUUUGCAGCUGUAGAAGGAAUAUUCUUUUCAGGCAGUUUUGCAUCAAUAUUCUGGCUUAAAAAGCGUGGCUUGAUGCCAGGCCUGACCUUCAGCAAUGAGCUUAUCUCUAGGGAUGAGGGAUUGCAUACAGAUUUCGCUUGCUUGAUGUUCAAACAUCUGGUUCAAAAACCGAGCAAGGAUUGUGUACUGCAAAUUAUUAAAGAUGCAGUUGUCAUUGAGCAGGAGUUUCUUACAGACGCCUUACCAGUUAGACUGUUGGGAAUGAAUUGUGAACUUAUGUCUGAAUAUAUCGAGUUUGUUGCUGAUCGACUACUGGUGGAUCUGAUAGGAGAAAAGCAUUACAAUACAAAGAAUCCAUUUGAUUUCAUGAAUCUGAUUUCCCUGGAAGGCAAAACCAACUUCUUUGAAAAGAAAGUUGGAGAGUACCAGAAGUGGGGGGUGAUGUCUAAUCGCAUGGAUAAUGUAUUUACAUUGGAUGCAGAGUUC